Messenger RNA from Fukomys damarensis (Damara mole-rat), 1748 nucleotides. It is a transcript of the gene Serpina12, whose product is annotated as serpin family A member 12. The coding region runs from base 338 to 1597 and encodes 419 amino acids. The record is from RefSeq and is a predicted model, not a curated record. The transcript has 4 exons. Gene Ontology annotation, molecular function: serine-type endopeptidase inhibitor activity. Gene Ontology annotation, biological process: negative regulation of endopeptidase activity. Lineage: Eukaryota; Metazoa; Chordata; Mammalia; Rodentia; Bathyergidae.
GAGAUACAGUGGCAUGUUCUGGGCUUUAGGUCCGGGCUGUAGAAUGCUACAGUGAAGUUGAGAGCACAAGUUCCUCAAAGGAACUGAGUGACGGCUACAGUAAGAUGGGGGAGGAGAAGACAGGAGCUGUGUUCAUCACUCAGGUGCUCACUUAUGACUGAGGAUAAUCAUUUUUAGGCCCUGGGAUGAUACUAAAGGUUGAGUAGGAAGAUGCCACCUCAUAUCUCAUGCUAGCCCCUGUAUUUCUCUUUUCACCUGGCCUUCUUUGGGAACAAGAGAGAAGCACUUUGAUAAUUUUUCCUGCUAACCUCAGGUCUACUACUCAACAGGACUUUCUAUGAGGAUGAUGAACCUCACUCUGGGCCUGAGCCUGGGCCUGUUCCUGGCUGGCCUCCUCAGCGCAGAAGGGCAGCAAAAAGCCAGUGUCCCUCAGUCAGUCUUGGUGUCUAACAUCCAUCCCCAAGGGUGGAAAGAAGAGAGGAACGCCCAGGAUCUGGCCAGGCGCAACAUGGAGUUUGGCUUCAAGCUGCUCAGGAAGCUGGUUCUCAACAGCCCCUGGAAGAAUGUCUUCUUCUCACCCUUGAGCAUCUCCACUGCCUUCUCUCUGCUGUGUCUGGGGGCCCAGGACUCAACCCUGACUGAGAUCAAGCAGGGUUUCAACUUCGAAGGGAUGCCAGAGAGGGACCUGCACCAGGCCUUCCACCACCUCCUGCACAAGCUGAACCAGGAGAAGGAGGACGUCAAGCUGCACUUCGGCAACACCCUGUUCCUGGACCAGGAGAUGCAGCCACAGCAGAAGUUUCUGAGAGUGGCCAAGAGCAUGUACAAUGCAGAAAUUCUCCCUGCCAACUUCCAGGACCUAGAAAACACCCAGGAAAGGAUCAAUGAAUAUAUCAGUCAUAAAACCCAUGGGAAAAUCGACAACCUGAUCAGGAGCAUAGACCCUGGCACCGUGAUGCUUCUUACAAACUACAUUUACUUCCGAGCCAGGUGGCACCGUGUGUUUGAUCCAAAACAAACGAAAGAGGAAGAUUUUUUCGUGGGCAGAAACAAAUCAGUGAAGGUGCCCAUGAUGUUCCGAGGGGGCCUGUACGACAUGGGCUAUGACAAGCAGCUCUCUUGCACCGUCCUGGAGAUGCCCUACCAGCAAAACUUCACCGCCACCUUCAUUCUGCCAGACAAGGGCAAGAUGAGACAACUGCAGGAAAACCUGAAGGCAGAUGUUUUUGGCAGAUGGAAGAAAUUACUGGUGCAAAGGGUCGUGGAUGUGUACGUACCCAGGAUGCACAUCUCUGGAACCUACAACCUGAAGAAGACUCUCUCCCAGCUGGGCAUCAGCAAGAUCUUCGAGGAACACGGUGACCUCACAAGGAUCUCCCCUCACCGCAGCCUGAAAGUGGGUGAGGCCGUGCACAAGGCUGAGCUGAAGAUGAAUGAGAAAGGAACUGAGGGUACUGCAAGCUCUGGAGCUGAGACGCUGCCCAUGGAGAGGCCCCAAAAGUUCAAGCUAAACAGACCCUACUUGAUAAUGCUGUAUGAGACCACUAUGCCUGCCAUGCUGUUCUUGGGAAAGAUUUCUAAACCGAGUGGGAAAUAAAAAGGAAUUCUGCUCACUGCAGAGCUCAACCAUGGGCUGAGAUGAACAAGCACGCUUUCAAUCCCUGGGGUGGGGCCACAGGCACACUCUGACCUAAUCCUGCCCCAUGGCCCAUCUCCCACAGCUGCCCAAAUGUGCUGCCUCACAGGCC